Messenger RNA from Strongylocentrotus purpuratus (purple sea urchin), 2829 nucleotides. Its product is annotated as sodium-dependent alanine transporter 3. Gene Ontology annotation, cellular component: membrane. The record is from RefSeq and is marked provisional. Lineage: Eukaryota; Metazoa; Echinodermata; Echinoidea; Camarodonta; Strongylocentrotidae. Gene Ontology annotation, biological process: sodium ion transmembrane transport.
AUGAACUGAAAGUUGGAUUUAUUUCAAGUACAGUGUACUCAGCUCACAGGCCCGGCAAGCUUUGCGCAAGUGACUGGAGCUAAUAAUAUUUCAAACACUUCAGUGCAGUCCCAAGGAGAUUGAAAGCACAAUGCCAUCCAAGGCAAGUUUCUCACCCCUCAAAGCGCCGCCUGCUACGGCAGGUUAUCCUGGGGCAACCAGGGAGAAGUGGGGUAACAAGGCUCAGUUCAUCCUAGCCUGUGUAGGAUAUGCUGUCGGUCUAGGGAAUGUCUGGAGAUUUCCUUACCUCUGUUAUAAGAGUGGUGGCGGUGCGUUCCUGAUCCCCUACUUCCUCACCUUGUUCCUGACCGGUCUACCUCUUCUCCUUCUUGAGUUUGGUCUUGGUCAAUACAUCCGAUAUGGACCGGUAGAAGCCUUCAAGAAGAUCACCCCUCUCUUCAAAGGUACUGGUGUAGCAACUGUGAUGAUCACAUUCCUCCUCACAACCUACUACAAUGUGAUCAUGACUUGGGCCCUGUUCUACCUCUUUGCCUCAUUCCAGAGUGUGUUACCAUGGUCUCAAUGUAAUAUGACCUGGAACUCGGAGGAUUGCUGGUCCCAAGAUGACUACCUUAAUCUGGGUCCUAAUGAGACUCAACCUAAUGGAUCCAUUUCAUCUACCCAAGAGUACUUUGACCACCGAGUACUGCAGAUCAGUGGUGGAAUUGAUGAACCAAAUGGCAUGCGCUGGGAGCUGUUUGGUCUAUUAUUGUUAGCCUGGGUCCUGGUCUACUUCUGUCUCUUCAAAGGUGUUGCUACGUCUGGCAAGGUUGUGUAUUUCACAGCCACCUUCCCUUACCUGGUUCUGAUUGUACUCUUGAUAAAUGGUGCCCUCUUGGAUGGAGCUGGCGAUGGUAUCAGCUUCCUCUUCAAACCACGCUGGGAGCUCCUCAAGAAAGCAUCUGUUUGGGAAGCUGCAGCCGCUCAGAAUUUCAACUCGAUUGGGAUCGCCUUUGGAUCUAUGAUAGCACUUUCUAGCUACAAUGAGUUCAAGAAUAGGUCUAUAGUUAGAGAUACUCUGACCAUCUGUGGGAUCAAUUGUUUCACGAGUAUCUUUGCUUCUUGUGUGAUCUUCUCUGCACUGGGUUACAUAGCUAAGGUCCAAGGAGCUGACAUUGAGGAUGUAGUUGUACAAGGUCCUGGUCUGGUGUUUGUAGUGUACCCGGUUGUAUUUAACACCAUGCCUGUUCCUCAGUUAUGGUCUGUACUCUUCUUCCUCAUGCUGGUCUGUCUGGGAAUAGAUAGUCAGUUUGCUAUGGUUGAGGUGGUGGUAGCGACCUUCAAUGAAGGUUUCCCCAAGCUUCGUCAAUUCUAUUUCAACCGGAAAGAGAUCCUGGUCCUCUAUAUAUGCAUCAUCUCCUUUCUCCUUGGUCUACCUAACAUCACUAGGGGAGGGAUGUACUUCUUCCAGAUCAUGGAUUGGUAUACAGCAGUCAUCUCUCUUUUCUUUGUAGCUAUGGGCGAGGCUGUAGCUGUAUGCUGGGUGUAUGGUGGUAAUCGUCUUGCUAAGAACAUCGAGGCUAUGACAGGAUCUUAUCCUAACAUCUACUUCAGAGCCUGCUGGUUGAUCAUCUCACCCCUCCUCAUUCUGGCCAUCCUAAUCUUCACGAUUGUGGACUAUAAACCAGUGACGUAUGGUGAUUACGUGUACCCUGCUUGGUGCCAAGGCCUUGGUUGGUGUGUGGCCCUUCUAUCUAUCCUGUGUAUGCCUAUCGGUGCCAUCCAUACAUUGGCUACGUCUAAGGGUUCCAUGAAAGAUCGUCUGUUGGAUGGUCUCAAGGCUCAGUUUGAUGAUGAAACUCACAUCAAGCAAUGUGAAGGACACUAUGACCUUGAUCAUGACCAUGACCUUGACCUUGAGAUGACUAGCAAGCCUCCAUCCUAUGACAUGGUCGUUGGUAAUGUUGCCUAGAUACCUGGAAUGUGGUAUAUUACUUUCUCAUGAUCAGGUUAUCAUUCUGAGCUGUGAGAGUAUAUGUAUAUAUAUCUGUAGAUGAACUGAUUGUGUUUGUAUAGUGAUAUCACUUGAAUCGGAUGUGAAUACAAUUUGGGUGACAUAUGUUUUGAUGAUAAUUGCUGCAAACUCCUCUCAUGACUUCAACGCAGGCACCUAACCCUAACCCUAACCCUAAACUCUACCUAACAGCUAAUCACAACCCAUGUUAUACAUGUAACCUUCUCUAUUAGAGGGACUAAAGCCUGGAGCAAUGUCACCAGAGUGUUGUUAGAUCUCCAUGGUGAUAGGUCAGGAUUCUCAGGAAGUAGUGAUACGUAAUUACCUCUGAAUUCAAUUGUAUUGCUUAAAAUGUGAAAGUACAUGUAUAUGUUUAUAAAUCUGUAGAUAUAACUGACUUUGUUGAUGGUAUAAUGCAAGAAUACAUGUUGAUUAAUCCAUCUGAUUGGGUGUCAAUACUAUGCAUACUAAGUUUGUAUGAUCUGCAUUGUAAAGGCUCUGGAAUAAUCACUGUUACAAGAAAAUAAUUUGGGAUGGUAUUCUGAAAACUAUGUUUAGGGUAUGGUAUGUUUUUCUUUAGGUAACGCCCCUGGCAUGCCCAUUUUCUCCUCUGAUUAGACAUGUUAACUUGUAUCAAGUUAUGGAGUGUUUCAUCUUGUAUCUCGAUCAGAAAAUCAUGUUAAGAUAAUAUAAAUAAUUAGUGAGAAUAGCCUCUUGAAUCAUGUAGAGCGUACAGAACAGAAAACAUUCAAGUGUUAAAAAAAGAUCAUGUUUUAUGUAUAUGAACAGCUACUGCUUCAAAUCACUGCAUGAAUAAUUAGACCCUGAGAAAGUGA